Cryptosporidium muris RN66 is the source of this 432-nucleotide messenger RNA. RefSeq names its product G10 protein, putative. The transcript has a single exon. The record is from RefSeq and is a predicted model, not a curated record. Gene Ontology annotation, biological process: mRNA splicing, via spliceosome. Gene Ontology annotation, cellular component: spliceosomal complex; nucleus. NCBI's taxonomy places the organism in Eukaryota, Apicomplexa, Conoidasida, Eucoccidiorida, Cryptosporidiidae. The coding region runs from base 1 to 432 and encodes 143 amino acids.
AUGGUCAGAACCUAUACAUCAAUACCACCUCCAGAAGGUUGGGAAAUUGUAAAGGAUCGACUUGAAGAAUUUGAAAAGAUGAUGAGAAAUAUUGAUAAAGGAUUACACCAAGGUAGAAAAAAAAAUGAGUUGAUGUGGCCUAUAUUCCAAAUAAAUCACUUAAGAAGCCGUUAUUUAUAUAACUUAUAUUAUAUAGAUAAAUCAAUAAAUAAAGAAUUAUAUGAAUAUUGCUUAAAACAAGGCCAUGGAGAUAGGGAAUUAAUAACCAAAUGGAAAAAACCAGGUUAUGAAUACUUAUGCUGUAUGAAUUGUAUAACUAAUAUUAAUACAAAUUAUGGAACUACAUGUAUUUGUAGAGUUCCAAAAGCAGAUUUAAAUAAUAAUAUAUCUAUAGAAUGUUCAAAUUGUGGUUGUACAGGUUGCUCUUCAUAA